Molecule: messenger RNA, 1604 nt
Organism: Vigna angularis (adzuki bean)
Lineage: Eukaryota; Viridiplantae; Streptophyta; Magnoliopsida; Fabales; Fabaceae
Product: transcription factor bHLH93
Exons: 4
Coding region: 347-1342 (331 amino acids)
Biological process (GO): regulation of DNA-templated transcription
Cellular component (GO): nucleus
Molecular function (GO): protein dimerization activity; sequence-specific DNA binding; DNA-binding transcription factor activity
Source: RefSeq, a predicted model, not a curated record
AAAGGACAUCAAUUCACCUUGAGAGUGAGAGAGAAAGAGGAAAGAAGGAAAGAGAAAGAGAUUCCAUUUUAAUCUGAGGCUACCUCUAGGUGCUAUUUCACUAGACUUUUCACUGUAAUACAUUCUGUAAUCAUAGGUGUUUGAUGAAGAAUGGACCCUAUUUUAGCCUAUUACAUGUUUACUUGUUACACUAUUAUUUAAACAAACUUCUCCCACUUGCUUCAACUUCAUCUUAUCAACCCUUCCCUGUUUGCUUUUUUCACAAUUCACUUCCUUUUAUUCUAGAGAGAAGGGGAGAGGAAUAGAGAGAGAGUGAGAGAGAGAGAGGGAGAAAAAUAGCACAAAGAUGGAGCUUUCUCAACUUGGUUUUCUGGAUGAGCUGCUUGCUCCAAGAAAAGACACUUGGAGUGCUUUGUCUACUGGGUUGAAUGAGUUACUUCCUAGUGCUUGGAGCUUUGACUCUUUUGAUGAGAACCAGGGUUUAGCAACUUUGAAUCCUUCAUUUGCUGCAUUUUCAACCCCACUAGACCACAGGUUUGAAUGUCCUUAUGGAAGUGAAGCAACCCACCCUUUUGUUGAUGAGUUCUCAUUGCCAGAGCUUGAAUCAUUAUACACCAGAAAUGAUGAGUCAGCACCAGUUCUCCCACAAGAAGAUAACCCAUCAUUGGAGGAUGAAGAGUUUGGCUUUCUGGGAAGUGAUAACCAGAGUUUGGAGCAAGCAAAAAAUGGCUGCAAAAUUGAGGAACAAUUGACAGAGAUUCCAGUCUUCAACAUGGGUUUGUGUGCAGAGAAAAAGCUCAAAUCCAAAAAGCUGGAAGGGCAGCCCUCAAAGAAUCUCAUGGCAGAAAGAAGGAGAAGAAAGCGUUUGAAUGACCGUCUUUCCAUGCUAAGGUCAAUAGUCCCGAAGAUUAGCAAGAUGGACAGGACCUCCAUUCUCGGAGACACCAUUGAUUACAUGAAAGAGCUUCUAGAAAGGAUAGGUAAGUUGCAAGAAGAAGAAAUGGAGGAGGGAACAAAUCAUAUAAACCUCUUGGGCAAUUCUAAGGAGCUAAAGCCAAAUGAAGCAAUGGUAAGAAAUUCCCCCAAGUUUGAUGUUGAGAGAAGACAGCAUGACACAAGGAUUAGCAUCUGCUGUGCUACAAAGCUGGGAUUACUCCUGUCCACAGUGAAUACCCUAGAAGCAUUAGGCCUUGAGAUUCAUCAGUGUGUUAUAAGCAACUUCAAUGAUUUUUCAAUGCAAGCAACCUGCUCUGAGGCAGCUGAGCAGAGAAAUUGUACGAGCCCGGAAGAUAUAAAGCAAGCAUUAUUCAGAAAUGCAGGUUAUGGUGGAAGAUGUCUGUAAGAGAAAGAUGGAAAGCUGAAAUAACAAUUUGCUGAUGUUGAAAGAGAAGCAAAGUUCUCCCUUUUGUAAUUCUAGAUUAGGGUAUUAGAAAGUUUAAUGAGAUUUCCCAAUAAGUUGGCUUUGAUUGAUGGUUUGAUUCUUACAAGUUUCAACUUUACCCUGUAUUUUAACAUACUAUAGGGGUAUGUUCAGUUGAAGCCUCACUUUCAACUUGUGAUGAAUAUCCAAUUUUAUAGUAAUGAAAAAGGCUUGUUGCCAAACA